AUGAAACUUUCAGGAACCUUAGUAGAAAUGGAAGCUGCAAAUUACAGUGAAUGCUUAGAUCCAACCUACACAACUCUGGAAUUCGAAAACAUGCAUAUUUUGUAUGCUGGAAUUGGAAGUCCUGCCCUGGAACAAGUUGAAAUGAAUGAAGCAGAAAAUGUACUGAGUUGCUCAUGUUCCAUAUGUGGGGACAGAGCCACCGGAAAGCACUACGGGGCCUCAAGCUGUGACGGAUGCAAAGGCUUCUUCAGACGCAGCAUACGCAAAAGUCAUGUUUAUUCAUGCAGGUUUAGCAGACAAUGUAUCAUUGAUAAAGACAAGAGAAACCAGUGUAGAUAUUGUCGACUCAGAAAAUGUUUCCAAGCUGGAAUGAAAAAAGAAGCUGUUCAGAAUGAACGGGAUAGGAUAAGUACAAGAAGAAACCCUUAUGACAGUGCUGACAUACCAUCUAUUAACAUUCUGAGGCAAGCUGUAGCCCUCUCACAUCAGUUUACUGCACCCCUCCCACGAACAAGGACAGAUGAUACAACGAGGAAGACUGCAAGCAUUGCCAAUGUAUCAGAAUCUAUGAAACAGCAACUGUUAGCUUUAAUCGAAUGGGCCAAGUACAUCCCUGCCUUCUCUGAACUACCCUUAGAUGAUCAGGUUGCUUUGCUGAGAGCACAUGCUGGAGAACACCUGCUUCUUGGAGUUGCAAAGAGAUCCAUGGAUUACAAGGACAUUUUAUUACUAGGUAAUGAGUAUAUAAUCCAUCGAAAUAGUGAAGAUUCAGAAAUAAGCUGCAUAGCAAACAGAAUUUUGGAUGAGUUAGUCCAGCCACUUCAAGAAAUUCAGAUGGAUGAGAAUGAAUUUGCCUGCUUAAAAGCAAUUAUAUUCUUUGAUCCAGAUGCAAAAGGUUUAAGCAACCCAUCAAAAAUCAAGAAUAUGCGAUAUCAAGUGCAGGUUUCGUUGGAAGAUUAUAUUAAUGACAGACAAUAUGAUUCAAGAGGAAGGUUUGGGGAGUUACUUCUUCUGUUGCCAACUUUACAAAGCAUAACAUGGCAGAUGAUUGAACAAAUGCACAUAAUUAAGCUUUUUGGCGCAAUAAAAUUUGACAGCUUACUUCAAGAGAUGCUGCUUGGAGGACUUAUGGAGGUUAUCUGUUAA
This is a messenger RNA of Protopterus annectens (West African lungfish), 1146 nucleotides long. It is a transcript of the gene HNF4G, whose product is annotated as hepatocyte nuclear factor 4 gamma. NCBI's taxonomy places the organism in Eukaryota, Metazoa, Chordata, Ceratodontiformes, Protopteridae. Gene Ontology annotation, biological process: anatomical structure development; regulation of transcription by RNA polymerase II; cell differentiation. Gene Ontology annotation, cellular component: nucleus. Bases 1 to 1146 code for a protein of 381 amino acids. The record is from RefSeq and is a predicted model, not a curated record. The transcript has 9 exons. Gene Ontology annotation, molecular function: nuclear steroid receptor activity; RNA polymerase II cis-regulatory region sequence-specific DNA binding; zinc ion binding.